Messenger RNA from Scomber scombrus (Atlantic mackerel), 1227 nucleotides. Its product is annotated as PR domain zinc finger protein 12-like. Gene Ontology annotation, biological process: neurogenesis. The record is from RefSeq and is a predicted model, not a curated record. The transcript is spliced from 6 exons. Gene Ontology annotation, molecular function: histone methyltransferase binding. The coding region runs from base 1 to 1227 and encodes 408 amino acids. NCBI's taxonomy places the organism in Eukaryota, Metazoa, Chordata, Actinopteri, Scombriformes, Scombridae. Gene Ontology annotation, cellular component: nucleus.
AUGGGCUCCGUGCUGCCCGGCUCCUCUCUGGGUCUGAAGCCGGCCUUUAAGCCCCAGCAGCAGCAGCCUCUCUCUCUCGCGGACAUCAUCACCUCGGACAUCCUGCACAGCUUCCUGUACGGACGCUGGAGGCACGUGCUGGGCGAGCAGCCGCACCAUCACGCGCACCAGCAGCAUCACCUGCAGCACGAGGACCGAACGGCUCCGAGCGCGAGCCCCAAGACCGCCUUCACUGCCGAGGUGCUCGCGCAGUCCUUCUCCGGAGAGGUCCAGAAGUUGUCCAGUCUGGUUUUACCCAGUGAGGUGAUCAUCGCUCAGAGUUCAGUCCCAGGUGAAGGUUUGGGUAUCUUCUCUAAGACCUGGAUUAAAGCAGGAACAGAGAUGGGACCGUUCACCGGACGCCUCAUCUCACCUGAACACAUCGACCUGUACAAGAACAACAACCUCAUGUGGGAGGUGUUUAACGAGGACGGGACAGUUCGGUAUUUCAUCGACGCCAGUCAGGAGGACCAGAGGAGCUGGAUGACGUACAUUAAGUGUGCGAGGAACGAACAGGAGCAGAACCUGGAGGUGGUUCAGAUCGGCAGCAGCAUCUUCUACAAAGCCGUGGAGACGAUCCCUCCGGACCAGGAGCUGCUCGUCUGGUACGGAAACUCUCACAACACGUUCCUGGGAAUACCGGGAAUACCGGGAGGAGACGAAGAGCAAAUCAAGAAGGCUAAGAGCGAUGAGUUCCACACCUGUGAAGGCUCCUCCUCUUUGUCCUCCUCCUCCUCCUCUUCCUCCUCUUCCUCCUCUGCACCCUCUUUAAGUGUCGGUCGCAUGCGUUGCGUCAUCUGCCACCGAGGCUUCAACUCCCGCAGCAACCUUCGCUCCCACAUGCGCAUCCACACACUGGACAAGCCGUUCGUCUGCCGCUUCUGCAACCGCCGCUUCAGCCAGUCGUCCACGUUGAGGAACCACGUCCGCCUGCACACCGGCGAGCGGCCUUACAAGUGUCACGUCUGCCAGUCCGCUUACUCCCAGCUGGCCGGGUUGCGGGCGCAUCAGAAGAGCGCCCGGCACCGACCCACCGGAGGCGACCCUGCAGCCGCCGGCAGAGGAGUGGUGGUGGUGGGAGGAAACCUGCACGCUGCUCACUCUCCUCCCACUAACAACCCUCCUCAGCUCACCAGCGUGCCGCAUCCUGCUUCACUGGUCCACCACAUCCCCACCAUGGUGCUGUGA